AAUCAUAUAAUACAUACAUGAAAAAUUAUAGUAUGGCAGCAACCUGUGUAGUUCAUCCCAUGGAUGUAAUAAAAACCCGGAUCCAAGUACAAAAGGAAAAGACUUCGCUCUUUAAUGUAAUUGCUUCCAUAUACAGAGAAGAGUCAAUUUUGAAAUUUUAUUCAGGCCUUAGCGCUGGUCUCUUACGACAGGCAACGUACACCACUGUAAGACUUGGUAUUUAUAAUCAACUACAAGAAUAUUGGAAGUCGAAAUACACAACGAAACCCAAUUUUGGUACAUUAGCUCUAAUGGCAGCUACGGCUGGAGCUUCGGGAGCCUUUAUUGGUACACCAGCAGAAGUUGUUCUCGUAAGAAUGACUUCCGAUGGUAGAUUGCCAAAAGAACAGAGAAGAAAUUACAAAAAUGUAUUUAACGCAUUCGCGAGGAUAGCUAAGGAAGAAGGAAUUACCACUCUUUGGAGAGGAAGCGUAGCAACAAUGGGUCGAGCAGUGAUUGUUAAUAUCUCUCAGCUUGCAACAUACAGUCAAGCAAAAUUUUUAAUAGCGACAAAAUUGGAUAUCCCGGAAAGUGUUGAAUUACAUUUUUUUGCAUCAAUGUUGUCUGGAUUCCUUACUACCUUCAAUUCUAUGCCAUUUGAUAUAGCUAAAACAAGAAUACAAACCUUAAAAGGUGUAGCAAAACCACCUGGUUUGAUAACAAUGUUGAUAACGAUAACGAAGACUGAAGGAUUUUUUGCACUUUGGAAAGGUUUCUGGCCUACCUAUUGCAAAAUAGGUCCACAUACUGUUUUAACAUUUAUAAUUAAUGAACAAAUAGCAAAUUUAUAUAGAUGGUAUUUUAUGUAG
This is a messenger RNA of Apis laboriosa (Himalayan honeybee), 848 nucleotides long. RefSeq names its product mitochondrial 2-oxoglutarate/malate carrier protein-like. Gene Ontology annotation, molecular function: malate transmembrane transporter activity; oxaloacetate transmembrane transporter activity; sulfate transmembrane transporter activity. The record is from RefSeq and is a predicted model, not a curated record. The transcript has 5 exons. The coding region runs from base 18 to 848 and encodes 276 amino acids. Lineage: Eukaryota; Metazoa; Arthropoda; Insecta; Hymenoptera; Apidae. Gene Ontology annotation, biological process: malate transmembrane transport; succinate transmembrane transport; thiosulfate transport.